This is a messenger RNA of Electrophorus electricus (electric eel), 2185 nucleotides long. It is a transcript of the gene xpnpep3, whose product is annotated as X-prolyl aminopeptidase 3, mitochondrial. Gene Ontology annotation, molecular function: manganese ion binding; metalloaminopeptidase activity. Gene Ontology annotation, cellular component: mitochondrion. Gene Ontology annotation, biological process: proteolysis. NCBI's taxonomy places the organism in Eukaryota, Metazoa, Chordata, Actinopteri, Gymnotiformes, Gymnotidae. The record is from RefSeq and is a predicted model, not a curated record.
GACAGGAAGUGGAGUCCCGCCCUUCCCGAGGCGAGCGCCUGCCUGGAGUGUGAGGCUCACAUGGCGCCCUAGCUGGCAUAAUCAUGUUGCACUGCCUUUCGUACAUACUCAAAACUAGUCCAGUUGCUUCUAGGUGUGCACUUAGGAGUGUGUCUCUCAAGACAGGAGAAUGGAAGACAAAGGAUGUCCCCCAAAGAUACCUGGGACAGCCGAGCCCAUAUACACACCCUCAUCUCAUCAAACGUGGCGAGGUGACUCCCGGUGUGACUCAGGCUGAAUUUGAGCUGCGUCGCCAGCGGCUGGCAUCACUGAUCGAGGGCCGGGCGAGGCAGCAGACAGGCUGUAGCCAUGCUUCCGACUCCUUUCACAUUGUCAUCGUCCUGUCACAUCCUGUCCUCUACAUGACCAACGACAUCCCCUACCCGUUCCACCAGAACCGGAACUUCCUGUACCUGACGGGCAUAACAGAGCCGGACAGCGCCCUGGUAAUGUUCGGCUCCGGGAGGCCGGACCAGGCCAUGCUGUUCGUGCCACGGAGAGACCCGGCUCGGGAGCUGUGGGAUGGGCCGCGCUCGGGCCGGGAUGGAGCUGCCGCCCUCACGGGUCUGGAGAGGGUACACAGCAUCCAGGAGCUGGGCCUUGUCCUGAAAAGUCUUAAAGGAGGAACGGUGUGGUAUGAUGCCGCGCAGCCAUGCCACCCAGGGCUGCACCAGACCCAUGUGCGUCCCCUGCUGGAGGGAGGAGCUCUGGUACGCUCUCUUCGCCCGCUCGUUCACUCGCUGCGAGCCGUGAAGAGCCCUGCUGAGAUUGAACUCAUGAGGGAGGCAGGACGCAUUACAGCGCAGGCCUUUAAGAAGACCAUGGCAACCUGCAGAGGUGACAUAGACGAGGCGCUAAUCUAUGCUAAGUUUGAUUUUGAGAGUCGUGCGCACGGUGCUAACUACCUCGCGUAUCCUCCAGUGGUUGCAGGUGGAAAUCGUGCGAACACGCUACACUACAUCAGUAACAACCAGAUCGUUAAGGACGGAGAGAUGCUGCUGUUGGACGGAGGGUGUGAAUACUUUGGCUAUGUCAGUGACGUCACGCGCACCUGGCCUGUUAAUGGAAAGUUCAGCGAGGCCCAGCGGGAGCUCUACGAGGCCGUGCUGGAGGUGCAGCUAGCCUGUGUGGAUCUGUGCUGUUCUGGGGUCAGUCUGGACCACGUGUACGCCACCAUGCUGACACUGCUCGCAAAACAGCUCCGAGAGCUCGGCAUCCUACCUCACGGGGCCAGCGACACGGAUGCCGUCAAGGCGGCACGUCGCUACUGCCCCCACCACGUGAGUCACUACCUGGGCAUGGACGUGCAUGACACCCCUGAGCUAUCGCGCUCCCAGCCCUUACAGCCGGGCAUGGCUGUCACGGUGGAGCCCGGGCUGUACUUCAGCGAGAGUGACGACUCUUGUCCAGAGAGGUUCCGGGGCCUUGGGAUUCGGAUAGAAGACGACGUGGUGAUUCAAGAACACGGGGGCCCCCUUAUCCUGUCCUCUCACACCCCCAAAACAGUGGCGGAUGUGGAGAGAGCAUGUGCACAGGCGGAGGGAUGAGGGAGGGUGGGGUGAGCCCCGUGGCCCAGGACAGCGCACACCAGAGCCCUCCUUUUCCAAACGCCUUCCUCCUUUGCAUUGUACACAAUAUCUAGUGCUGUCCAAAGAUCUUCUUCUAGUGCAGCAGUGCUCACCUCCAGUCCUGGGGAUCUUUCUGCCUGUCUCAGAUGAACUCCCAUCUCUCUAAUGCGCGGAGGGUUCUUAAGGUCUUGAUUAUCCAGAUCAGGUGUGUUUAGACUCAAGUUGGGACUAAACUACAGGGGAGGGAGGUCUCCAGCAUGGGCACUGGGUGGCCCUGUGCUCCGUCGGCACUGCAGAUGUGCCAGCCCUGACUCAGGAAGCCUGUGGCAGUGAGGAAGUCUAGAUUGGGAGGAGCUGUGAUUUAGGACACAGCUGGGCUCUGAAUGCAGUACUCAAAUGUGGAGUUGCCCUGUAAUCCCUGCAGUGAAAUUACGAAGGAGUCAGCAACUGGAAAUGGUGUGUGUGUGUAAAACGAGUUGUCUUUCAUGACAGUGUGAGUGGAAAUAGUGUUGUUUACACUUGUCAACAACCUUUUUUUUUGAGUUACAAUAAAAUUCUAAUCCUGGAGAAUCUUGAUU